AUGUGCAAUGCAUGUUUUAUAGGUCAUGCACUAACCUUUUCAUUUGGAAGCUUAGAGACUUCUGAUUUCUAUUAUAACUAUUUUUCAAUCACAGCAGUUAUUGCAAAAAUCUUAAAUUCGAUUCUUAAACCAAGAAGGAUUCUUGAUGCAAAACCUAUAAAACAAGAGUUUAUUAAAAAGAGUUGGUUUGAAUAUGAAACUGAUGACGAGCCCUCUAUAUUGAAAAAGCUUAUUGAAAAGUUAGUAUCACCAAAAACUGCAUCAAGUAGUAUUGACAUGCAACCUCCAAUUGCAAACCUAGAAAAUCUUACUGAAUUGUAUGAGGCAAUCAUCACGGCUAAAGACAAAAAUAGAGAUACAAAUCAAGUAGUUAUUACGAGAUAUUAUUUGUUCAGGAAGGAACUUGAAAAAAUUUUUGACAGAUUUAAAGCAAUUAUAGAGAACGUAAGGCUUAGAGAUUUCUCGUCAAGAAAGUUACAAAACAGCUUUCAGGUGACCUCUCGAAAAAUGCCAUUGAGUAAAGAAUAG
Molecule: messenger RNA, 528 nt
Organism: Funneliformis caledonium
Lineage: Eukaryota; Fungi; Glomeromycota; Glomeromycetes; Glomerales; Glomeraceae
Source: the annotation of a GenBank genome assembly